Molecule: messenger RNA, 1092 nt
Organism: Peronospora farinosa
Lineage: Eukaryota; Oomycota; Peronosporomycetes; Peronosporales; Peronosporaceae
Source: the annotation of a GenBank genome assembly
AUGUCGACAGUCGUGGCGGAGCGACUCUGCCAAUCAGAAAUGGGUCCAUCCAGUACAGGAGUAAAGUCUCAAGCGUCAGUUGCAAAUGGGACGAAAGAGUCUGCAUAUAGUGCAGCUUCGGAGUCAAAAAGUGUCGACAUGGACAAGCGAAAAAAUGAGGAGCUUUUGGUAAAGAGCAGCAAUGCUUCACAUGCCAAUGGAAAAGCACAUUGUGAUGAUGAUGCAAUUAGUCAAUGCAAAGUUGAGACCGCGUCGGAGACAUCGAGGAAGUUGAUGGAACAGGCCAAAUCUCGAUUGAAAAUUCAGAUGCAAUUUGUCAAAAACGCGAGACGCAAGAUUCUCGAUGAAACACAUCCGGAUAUGGUAGAGAGGUUGCAAGUGGCGGCCCAAGAGCGUGAUCAUCUGCUAUGUGUGGCUAAACAACGGUAUGAGUAUUUCAAACACGGAACAGCCGUGAUCUAUAAUUACGAGUGUGACGAGGCCAAUUCGGAGUACGAUUUGCAUUGUGAGAAGCUGCGUCAGGAUAUGCUGGAGGAGAUCCACCAUGAAAUGGAGAUUCUCAAUGACCAGCGGAAGGGUGGUCACGGCCAUGCUCGGACAACGACUCGCAAAACCCGCAGUACUCGUAAUAAAACUGGCCUGGAAGCAGGUGUUGUUCCAGAAACAGCGCAAAAAACUAAGAAACGUGCAGGCUCCGUCUUCCAGCCACUCGAGAACAAGUUGGGUCAGUCGGAAAUUGAUCAUGACGUGCGAGAGCUCACGAGUGUUUAUGAGGCUACUAAGAAGCGACGCAUGGACUUCGACACUGACUGUAAAAUUACCCCCGUGGCCAAAUUCUACCGGAAUAAGUUCCUGUAUCGAGACUGGAUCUUUCAAGAGGGCGAUGAGGUAUAUGUGCUUAACUACCCUGCGUCGAGUGAGUAUGCAGCUGUAAUCUGCGGCAUCUCGCCUAUGGAACUCCUAGUGCUCUCGGAGAAGGGAAAGCACUACCGUUUGGUCAUUAUGGACAUUCGACAGGGUCGUGUCGUGCUCACCACGCUGUCAUCAGAGCAUGCCGCGUCCCGAGACGAUCUCGGCGAUGCAAGUCCCUAG